AUGAGGAAGACGGGAGAGGGAUCGACUGGUUCCCCAAAAGGAGCUUGCCUAACGCAUUACAAUAUCGUGAACAAUUCGUACUUCAUCUGCAAAAGAUUGCUCUACAAGCAAAAGGAACACAGAAUAUUGCUGCAAGUGCCGUUUUUUCACAUAUUCGGUACUGUUGGCGGAAUCAUGUCGAGCAUACACAGUGGAACCACAUUGGUAUUGCCGACUUGCGGUUAUAAGCCCAUUGAGGCGGCCAAGGCCAUUGUACACGAAAAAUGUACAGUUUUGUACGGUACUCCAACAAUGUACGUCGACUUGGUUUGUGUUUCCAAAGAACUCCUACAGGAAGGAUAUACCUUUACAACACCGGAAGUGGCAGUUUGCGCGGGAGCUAUGUGUUCUCCACAUUUGCUUAAACAAAUCAAAACCGUUCUAAAUGUCGGACGUUUACUGUGUCCUUUUGGAAUGACAGAAACCAGUCCUCUUGUUUUUCUUUCCAACCCUGACGAUCCCGAAGAGAAAACAUGUACAACCGUUGGCCAAGUCAUCGAUCAUUGCGAAGUGAAAGUCGUGGACAAAAACGGCGACGUGGUGCCUAUGGGUACUCCGGGAGAGGCUUGGUUUAAAGGGUACAACGUCAUGCCGGGUUACUGGAACGACGUGGAAAUGACAAGAAAGACCAUCGACGACGACGGAUGGCUUCGUUCGGGCGACUUAUUCGUAUUGAGCGAAGACGGGUACGGCGUGAUCACGGGCAGGAUAAAAGACAUUAUAAUUCGAGGCGGAGAAAACAUAGAACCGCAGACGAUCGAGUACUUCCUAGAAACUCAUCCCGAAAUCGUCCAGGCUCAGGUGUUCGGUAUACCGGACGAAAGGCUCGGCGAAGUGGUUUGCGCAGCUGUAAAUACCAUAAAGAAUUCCAAGCUCGACGAGGAAGGUGUAAAAAAUUUUUGCUCCGGCAACAUAGCCAGGUUCAAAGUCCCCAUUCACGUGAUGAUCGUAGACGACUUCCCAAAAACGGCUUCUGGCAAAAUUCAGAAAUUCAAACUCCGUGAAAUUAUGAUUGAUCAUUUGAAGGAAUAGUAGAUUUGUCCUUAAAACGACUACUGCCAUUAGUGUAUCGAAUACUUAGUUUAAUUUACACACAAUAGUAUCUUUGAUCUAUGAGUUUUUUUUAAAUGUUAUAAUUGUGUUAUGCAGAAGAAACUCGAGC
This is a messenger RNA of Adelges cooleyi (spruce gall adelgid), 1201 nucleotides long. RefSeq names its product medium-chain acyl-CoA ligase ACSF2, mitochondrial-like. The transcript has 9 exons. The coding region runs from base 1 to 1071 and encodes 356 amino acids. The record is from RefSeq and is a predicted model, not a curated record. NCBI's taxonomy places the organism in Eukaryota, Metazoa, Arthropoda, Insecta, Hemiptera, Adelgidae. Gene Ontology annotation, molecular function: medium-chain fatty acid-CoA ligase activity. Gene Ontology annotation, biological process: fatty acid metabolic process.